Acanthoscelides obtectus is the source of this 222-nucleotide messenger RNA. Lineage: Eukaryota; Metazoa; Arthropoda; Insecta; Coleoptera; Chrysomelidae. The record is from the annotation of a GenBank genome assembly.
ACAAUUAAAUUCCUGGGUAUCUAAUGACACAUGGGCUAAAAUCAGAUUGCUGGGACACUGCAUUUGUUAUUCGGUGUUUUGAGCAUCGAUAUAAGAUAAAGAACGCACACGUCGUAUGGUAAAAAAAUAACAGACUUUAUUGCAGGAACGAAGAGUGGUUACAAGAAAAAUAACAGAGCUGUAUCGAAAAAAAGAAGUAAAAAGCAAAUAUUUCUUAAUGGG